Dioscorea cayenensis subsp. rotundata (Guinea yam) is the source of this 2091-nucleotide messenger RNA. Its product is annotated as probable metal-nicotianamine transporter YSL8. The record is from RefSeq and is a predicted model, not a curated record. NCBI's taxonomy places the organism in Eukaryota, Viridiplantae, Streptophyta, Magnoliopsida, Dioscoreales, Dioscoreaceae. Bases 1 to 2091 code for a protein of 696 amino acids. Gene Ontology annotation, cellular component: membrane. The transcript has 5 exons. Gene Ontology annotation, molecular function: oligopeptide transmembrane transporter activity.
AUGGCUUCCGGCAAUGAUGAAAUGGAGAGGGGGGUGCUAGAGGAUGGCUAUGACUCAGAUGAAGAAGGCUCAAUGGAUCAAACUCUGGAGGCUGCUGAGGUGCCUGAAUGGACCGAGCAGCUAACACCUCGUGCUUUAAUCAUCAGCCUCAUUCUUGGUGUUAUGUUCAACUUCAUCAUCAUGAGGAUGAGCCUCACCAUCGGUAUCAUUCCCAGUCUCAAUAUCUCCGCCGGGCUUCUCGCCUUCUUCAUGCUCAAGUCUUGGUCACAAGCCUUUGAGAAACUCUGCUUCUCUCGCCCUUUCACCCGUCAGGAGAACACCAUCAUUCAGACAUGCGUCAUUGCCUGCGUUAGCGUUGUCCAGAGCGGUGGUUUCGGAAGCUACUUGUUUGCAAUGAGUAAUAAUGUGGCGGGCAAUUUCAGUGAGGCAAAUGAUGUGAAGAAUAUCCGAGUUCUAGGGAUAGGAUCAACUAUAGCUUUCAUGUUCUUGGUCAGCAUUGUAGGCUUGUUCAUUGUUGCUCCCAUUGCCAAGGUGAUGAUUGUUGGGCAAAAACUAUAUUAUCCUAGUGGGGUGGCUAUUGCUCAUCUUAUCAACAGUUUUCAGACCUCUCAGGGAGCCCUCAUUGCAAGAAAACAAGUGUGGGUUUUGUUCAAAUCCCUGGUGGGAAGCUUUCUCUGGGCAGGGUUCAAAUGGAUGUACUCUGCAGGUUCAUUCUGUGGCUUCAGCAACUUCCCAGUAUUCGGCAUGACCGCCUUCGACAACAAGUUUUACUUCGACUGCUCCGCAUCAAACAUAGGAAUGGGAAUGAUAUGCCCUAUUUCAAUCAACCUCUCAUUACUGUUAGGUGGUGUGAUCUCCCAUGCAUUCUUAUGGCCACACAUCAAGAGCAAAGAGGGCAAGUGGUUCCCCGCAGGUCUAGGACUCCAAGACGUGCAUGGUAUAUUCGGUUACAAGGUCUUCAUAUCUUUAGCAAUGGUUGUCGGAGACGGUCUCUUCCAUUUAGUCCAUGUGCUUAUCCGAACAUCACACAACUUAUACAACAAUAAAAGGCAAGAGAACUUCAUCUUGUCGGAAAGUAAAAAGUUGUCUGCAACAAACUCCAAUACAGACCUUCCGGUCGUUGAAGUAAGCCAAGAGGAACACCGCCGCACGACAGUCUUCCUCCAAGAUCACAUCCCGUCUCCAAUCGCCAUUGGUGGUUACAUAUUCUGCGCCAUUAUUUCCAUCAUCGGCAUCCCAUUCAUCUUCCACCAGCUCAAACCUUAUCAUGUCAUCACCGUUUACCUUAUCGCUCCAAUCUUUGCUUUCUGCAAUGCCUAUGGUGCCGGUCUCACUAACCUAUCACUCGGCCCCAGCUACGGCAAGCUCCUAAUCUUCAUCAUGGCAGGCUGGGUUGGUAUGAGCUCCGGAGGUGUCAUCGCUGCCUUAGCAUCCUCCGGCAUAAUAAUGCCGAUAGUAAACUACUCUUCUGAUCUCCUCCAAGACUACAAAACCGGUUACUUAACACUAUCGUCACCGAAAGCAAUGCUAGUCAGUCAGAUCUUUGGUUCGGCAUUAGGUUGUGUUUUGGGGCCGCUACUCUUCUCUUUUUUUCAACAAGACCCAACUCUCGGCGACGAAGAUUCCGAUUACCCGGUGCCUUACGCCAAGAUGUACAGAGCAUUAGCACUAGUUGGCAUGGAAGGCUUGCAUGCUCUGCCAGAUAACUGCCUCUCUUUAUGCAUCUUGUUCUUCUUCUUGGCUGUUAUUAUCAACGCUGCAAAGGAAUUGACCAAGAAAUUGAACUUAGAGUUGCAGCAUUAUGUGCCAAGUGUGACAGGGAUGGCUAUAACCUUUUAUUUGGGACCUUAUGUGCCCAUAAGUAUGUGCACAGGGAGCUUGGUGACAUACUUGUGGGGGAGUGUGAAUAAGGAGUAUGCUAGGACGUUCACGCCGGCGCUGGCGUCCGGGUUGAUGUGCGGAGAGUCACUUUGGUUGUUGCCAACUUUGUUGAUGGAUUUGAACCGAGUGCACUCGCCAAUGUGCAUGAAGUUUUUUUCAAGUGGAACUUAUGCGGUUAUGGUUUCGGACCCUAAGUAUGGGCUUCUUUAG